Molecule: messenger RNA, 1819 nt
Organism: Perca fluviatilis (European perch)
Lineage: Eukaryota; Metazoa; Chordata; Actinopteri; Perciformes; Percidae
Gene: amacr
Product: alpha-methylacyl-CoA racemase
Exons: 6
Coding region: 379-1527 (382 amino acids)
Biological process (GO): bile acid metabolic process
Cellular component (GO): mitochondrion
Molecular function (GO): alpha-methylacyl-CoA racemase activity
Source: RefSeq, a predicted model, not a curated record
AUAAAAUGAGGAACAGGGAAUACUGCGGUGUCCGCCGGUUGACCUGUUUAACAUGCAGCCGUUUCUAAACUGUGUAGCUAAACAUUCUGAAGCUGCUGCUUUAUCAAUAUUAAUAUGUUUUAUUAAGAUAUUUUUAACGGUUAACGUUACCGCUGGUUGUGUAGCACGUGAUCCGCCGUCGGGUAACGUUAUCUCAAACCGUAGCUAAUUUAUGACCUCAAACACUUCCAAUGGCUAACUUUCCUCUAACGUUACUCACACCGAUCUAGGGCGCCCCAGCGUGUGUAACGUUAAGAGUGUAGCAAUACAAUACAAGCCUUCAGCAGUCACUUGUUCCCGACUUGGAAGCAAAGUAUUCUACCUUCUAGUCAUUUCAUCAUGGCACUGGCUGGAGUGCGAGUUAUUGAGCUGGCAGGCCUGGCUCCAGCACCAUUCUGUGGCAUGAUCCUGGCGGACUUUGGAGCCAAGGUGAUCCGCGUGGACCGGAAUAAAGUCGGCAUGUCUUUGGACACACAAGCACGGGGCAAACGGUCUGUGGCCAUCAACCUGAAGGCGGCAGAGGGUGUAGCCCUGCUCAGGAAACUUUGUGUCCAGUCUGAUGUGGUCCUGGAGCCCUACCGUAAAGGUGUGAUGGAGAAGCUGGGCCUCGGGCCACAGGAGAUGUUAAAGGAAAACCCUCGUCUGAUCUACGCUCGGUUGACAGGGUACGGCCAGAGUGGAUCUUAUGCCACCGCAGCUGGGCAUGACAUCAACUACCUCGCCAUGUCCGGCCUCUUAUCCCGGCUGGGUCGUAGUGGGGAGAAGCCCUACGCUCCGUUGAAUCUGAUGGCAGACUUUGCAGGUGGUGGUCUUACCUGUGCUCUUGGGAUAGUCCUAGCUCUGCUGGAGAGAACAACGUCGGGGAAAGGACAGAUCAUUGACGCCAGCAUGGUAGAAGGAGCCGCAUAUGUAGGUUCUUUUGCAUGGAAAUCUCGUAGCAUCGGUAUGUGGGACUGUCCAAGAGGACAAAACAUGUUGGACAGUGGCGCGCCUUUCUACGAUACCUACGAGACUGCAGAUGGAAAGUACAUGGCCGUGGGAGCCAUAGAACCGCAGUUCUACAGACAGCUACUUACAGGCUUAGAGUUGGAUGCUGGAGAGUUGCCUCCUCAGAUGAGCUUCACUGAUUGGCCAGAGCUGAGACGAAUCUUCACAGAGCGUUUUGCUUCAAAAACUCAGGCGGAUUGGUCAAGGAUUUUUGAUGGGACUGAUGCCUGUGUUACACCUGUGUUGUCUUUCGACCAGGUGAGCUCACACCCACAUAACCAGGAAAGAGCUUCAUUCAUAAAGGACUCCAGCGGGGAAGAAAGCCCCCGGCCGGCCCCGGUUCUCUCUCGGACUCCUGCGGAGCCUUGCCUUGCCUCAGACCCUGUUAUUGGAGAACACACCGUAGAGGUCCUCACGGAGUAUGGGUUUACGUCAGCAGACAUAGACCAAAUGCUUACAGCAGGGGUUGUAGAGUGUAAUGCUGUCAAAUCAAAGUUGUAGAGAUAUAAUUGAUAUCAGUGAUUGAUUUUGAGAAACAAAAAGCACAAUUGAGUGAUUUUUAGUCAGACCUGCCAUUCAAAUCAUGUAUACCACAACUAUAUAAGUUUUUUUUUUAUUUUAACAAGGAAGUCACAUUGAGAUUAAAACCUCUUUUGCAAGUGAGACCUAGCCAAGACAGGGUCACAAAGCAGCAUCCAACACUAGGGGUGUCACGAUUCAGAUUCUAAAUUGAAAAUCCAUCGAAAUGAGCUUUCAAUUUCAAACAUUAAAAUCGAAAGCAGGAUCAACGAUU